AUGGUCGUCAAGAUUUUCCUCUCACUGACUCCCAAGGAGCUUGGGACUUGCUCGUGCGUCUGUAGACAGUGGAGGGAGGUGGCGUGCAGCGAUGCUGUAUGGGAGACACAGUGCCGGAGAAGAGGCUGGACCAGCGAGCACAGAGCAUGGAGCAACGAGCUUCGGACCCUGUACGACAGGUACAGGGACCUAGCAGGGAGAAGGGUCUUUGCGUGGGGGAGCGGCGAGUAUGGGCAGAUCGGGCUGGUGGACGAGAAGGGGAGGGAGGUGACAAGCAGGCAGCCGAUGGAGGUGAAGCGACUUGCGGGGAUGGGGAUCGUUCUCGUCGCCUGCGGGUCAGCACACUCGAGUUGCCUGGCUGCUUGCGGCAGAAUUUGGACGUGGGGAUGUGGCAAGUACGGGAGGCUGGGGCAUGGAGGAGAGAAAAACGAGCCGCAACCACGGGAGGUCUCUUCUCUUCCUCAUAGAGCCUUCCUGGUGGCAUGCGGAGGGUCACAUACCGUAGCAUCUGUGUACGACCAAGAGCAUGGAAGAGUUGAGCUGUACGCGUGGGGAUCAAACAUGUACGGGGAGUGUGGAACCAGCGAUCAUUUGAAGAAUAAUGAUAUUCCGCAAUAUGACGAGAGCUCGACAACAAGAUUGUUCACAAGAAGAAAGAUCAACCUUGUAUCAGCAGGAUCUGUUCACAGCGCAGCCAUCUGUUGUGAUGGGGAGGUGUAUACCUUCGGUCGAGACUGCAUGCCGAAGUUGAAGGGAGGAGGAGGAAGACUGGGGCACGGGAGGCAUCUAUCCUUGCACGGAAUUCGUGAUGAGGUGGAGUAG
Molecule: messenger RNA, 822 nt
Organism: Guillardia theta CCMP2712
Lineage: Eukaryota; Cryptophyceae; Pyrenomonadales; Geminigeraceae
Exons: 3
Coding region: 1-822 (273 amino acids)
Molecular function (GO): protein binding
Source: RefSeq, a predicted model, not a curated record